AUGAGCAGUCAAUAUAACAAUAACAAAAUUUUAUCUUAACCCCUACUGAGUAUAAUUAGCACUCUUAAUGAAGAUGAUUUGUUAAGGGUCUUCAACUCUUUUAUUUCUUAUUCUGAGUUUUCCAUAGAAAAGAACUGCAAAAUUACAUCAUAUAAAUGCUAUGAAUCAGUUUAUGUUUGCAACGGGAAAAAAGCAACAGGGUUUGGGAGAAAUGAAAAAGAAGCAAAUGUGAACUGCAUUAGAAAUUUGAUCUAACUCCUUCUUAGCGAUGAUAAAGUUACAAAAAUAUUUAGAGAUUGCUUAAAGAAGAUGAAUGAAGAUUAGUAAUUUGAAAAAAUCAGCUAGCAUCCAGCAGAGUUAGGAGUCUAAGAUUAGCAAAAGCUUCUUAAUAUAGCUCAACAUUCAAAUUAAAAUUAGUAAUAAAUAAAUUUGGCAACCUAAUCUAGCAAGGGAGGCAGCAGCAGUGGUACCCCUUAUUAAAAUAACCCAAAUUCAUUCUAAAUAAGUUAACUAGAUUUUCGUACUUCAUAUGAAAACUUUUAUUCUGAUGUGAAGAAUAAUCCUUAGCACUAAACAAGCAUCGGAAAUAAUAACUCUUCAGCAACUCCAAGCAAUUAAUUAAAUAAUUAGUCUAUGAAUAAUAAUUAGACUUCCUUUUAAAAAUAUUACAAUGAUUCACUAGUUACUAAUUCCCUCAAUUAACCUCCAAACUAAUUUGUUUCUAUCACCAAAAGUAUGAGUUAGCCUCAUCCUGAAGAUUAUAGCAAUCAAUCUCAAUAAUAAAAUUUAUUUACAAGCCAAGGCGAUGAUUAUAUUCACCAUUUACGCACUAAUACAUUAAGUUCAACUAAUUCCGCACUCAAUCAAAAUUUAGCUUAACAACAAUUGAACACUUCAAUCAAUCUUUAAACUACUUCUUAAACUAACUUUUACAAUAAUUUACAGCACUCUGCGCCUAAAGAAAAGCCUGUAAUUUAGCCAUUUUCAAAUGUUUCCACAGAUGGAAUUCCUAAUAAUUUAAUCAGUUCUAUAUCUGCAUCAAGUAAAAAUACAGUUUAAAAUAAACAAUCAUAUGAAGAUGCUUAAAAGAUAGCACCACUUCCCUAACACAAACAUUCAAGAAAUAAAUCGAUGAAUAUAUCUGGAAAUUAUCAGGCAUCAAGCAUAAAUCUAAAUAAUAAUCCAGAAUUUAAUGCGCUAAGCAGCAAUUUCUCAACAAAAUCUAUUGACAAAGAUCCAAAAUAUGUUGCUAUGGAAGAGGAACUCAAAAGAUCUAAAAAUUACAUUGAGCAUUUAGAACGCAAAAUUAAAUUAGUAGUCGAAGAAAAUAAAAUUUUAAAAUCUCUGCUCCUUGAAAAUAAAAAAUCCAGCAAUUCAAAUAAUAGCAAAAUAACUAAUGUAAAUACAAAUGUAAUGAACACAACUAAUACAAGUAUGAGCAACCUUAAUAACACUUACAAUUAGCAAUCAACUGUCAAGCAAAUCGCUUAAACUCUCCCAACAAAUGAAAACAUUCCUCCACUUUCAAUUUAAAACUAAAUGCAAUCAACUAAAUAGUCCUAUUUCUUACCAUAAAAUAUGAAUAUUUCUAGUGCAACUCCAUAGUAUUAAGGGCAAAACAAUAGUCUAUUAAAUAUAAGCACAACAAACUAUUACACUUAAUAGCAUAACAUAAGUACUUCUAAUAAAGACCAAUCCCUAUACUUAGAAAAUAGUAAUAAAAAAAAUAUUAGUACAUAGAUAUUUGAACAGCCUACAAACCAAAAUAAUGUGUUGAAAGACUUUAAUAAUAAAGCUAACAUAAUUGCAAACGUAUAAACUAUACCUGAAACAUAAAAAAUAAAACCCAAUCCUAACUUUGCUCCUUCAAUGCUUGCUGAUGAAAAUGUACCUAAAAUAACAAAUGAAAAAAUAAGAAGUCUUUCUGUUGAUAUAAAUGCAAAGAGAUCCACCUUAGCUACAGAUAAUUCUUUUAACAAGUUAGAUACUUCUCUUAUAGAAAGUGGAAGUUAGGCUAACAAAAUGAUGGGACAUAAAAAAUAUAAAAGUAAAAUUCCAAAACUUAAUCUAGAAGUACUCCCAAAUUAUCACGGACUUAAUAACAAAUCUAUUAAUUAAUAACUUCUGUAACAAUAUCAAGCUUCUCAACAAAAAGCCGUCUAAAAAACUUCUGAAAAGAAAUGA
Molecule: messenger RNA, 2184 nt
Organism: Tetrahymena thermophila SB210
Lineage: Eukaryota; Ciliophora; Oligohymenophorea; Hymenostomatida; Tetrahymenidae
Exons: 7
Source: RefSeq, a predicted model, not a curated record